This is a messenger RNA of Prosopis cineraria, 2695 nucleotides long. RefSeq names its product G-type lectin S-receptor-like serine/threonine-protein kinase At1g11410. Lineage: Eukaryota; Viridiplantae; Streptophyta; Magnoliopsida; Fabales; Fabaceae. The transcript has 7 exons. The record is from RefSeq and is a predicted model, not a curated record. The coding region runs from base 14 to 2515 and encodes 833 amino acids. Gene Ontology annotation, molecular function: protein serine/threonine kinase activity; ATP binding. Gene Ontology annotation, biological process: recognition of pollen; protein phosphorylation.
ACAAUUGAUAAUAAUGUUAGCAAAAAAGGUGGUUAUUUGGUCUGUCAUAAUUCGCAAAUGCUUCUUGUUUUGUGCAGCUUUGGACACCAUAACCAUUAACAAACCCCUCAGAGAUGGUGAUCAGCUUCUGAUUUCUAAAGAAAAAAAGUUUGCUCUUGGUUUCUUCACUCCAGGCAAAUCCAGCAAUCGCUAUGUUGGAAUUUGGUACUACAAUUUGAUAGAGCAAACUGUCGUUUGGGUUGCAAACAGAGACGAUCCCAUGAAUAACACCUCAGGAAUUCUCUCCAUCAGCUCAGACGGAAACCUAAUUCUCCAUCACAACAACUCCGACAUGCCCAUCUGGUCUACGAAUGUUUCUGUCACUGUUCCAAAUGCUAAAGUUAUGGCUCAACUCACAGAUUUAGGUAAUCUUGUUUUGAUCCAAAAUAAUUCCAAAGCUGUUAUCUGGCAGAGCUUUGAUCAUCCCACGGAUACCUUACUCCCGUAUGCCAAAUUGGGUGCGAACAAAAGAACUGGUCAGAGCUGGUUCUUGCGAUCUUGGAAGACGGAGGAGGAUCCUGGAACAGGAAGCUUCUCAGUUAGGUUCAACACUAGUGGGAAAGCUCAGUUGUUCAUGUACUAUAAGGACACUCCAGUGUGGCGUGGUGGAUCCUUCAAUGGUGAAGUAUUCGUUGGUAUCCCGUUUAUUAAACGAGCAAAGGUGAAUGCUUCUAACAUGACUGUCACGGACAAUGAUAAUGAAAUUAGCUACGUAUAUAACGCCUUUGACAAGACCCUUAUUGUAAGGAUGGUAGCUCUUCCGGCUGGACUCUUUCAAUCUUUGACCUGGGAUUCUAAUAAGAAACGAUGGAGGCGAUACUGGUCUGCUCCAGAAGGUGAUUGUGAUAACUAUGGAUCCUGUGGCACCAAUACCGACUGUGACCCUCUUGACUAUGCAAAGUUCAAAUGUUCUUGCCUACCUGGGUUUGAACCCAAAAAUGCAUCACGUUGGUAUCAACAUGCUGAUGCAACAGAGGGUUGUAUGAGGAAGAAAGGACCAUCCUUAUGUGGAAAUGGAGAAGGUUUUGUUAGAGUUGAAAGUGUGAAGAUUCCUGAUACAUCUGUAGUUAAUGCUAAUAUGGAGAUGGGUUUGGAAGAAUGUGAAAAAGAGUGCUUGAGAAACUGUUCUUGUAGUGCCUAUGCAACUGCUGAUGUGAGAAAUGGUGGAAGCGGAUGCUUGACAUGGUAUGGGACUUUGAUGGACACACAGAUAUUAAGUGAGGAAGGGCAUGAUUUAUUUGUUCGCGUUGAUGCUGUUGAGCUUGCCAAAUAUGCUAAGAAACCAAAACGACCACAUGUUAAGUUUGGGAAAGUGGGAAUAGCAACGACCAGCGUUGGUUUGAUUAUUUCUCUUCUGACUGCCUUAACCGUGUAUUGCAUUUGGAAGAGAAAAAGAGGAGAUGACAUAACCGAACUUGAGUUAAAAUUAGAUUCCCCAACAGAUCAAGAGGACCAUGAUAAUAACAGGGCACAAUCAGGCUUACCUUUUUUCAGCAUCAAAAACAUAACGACUGCAACAAACAAUUUCUCCAAUGAGAAUCAAUUAGGGAGAGGUGGAUUUGGUUCCGUAUACAAGGGCUUAUUAACUGGUGGACAAGUGGUAGCAGUGAAGAGACUAUCUCAUUGUUCUGGACAAGGGACUCGCGAGUUCAUGAAUGAAAUUAAACUAAUUGCAAAACUGCAACAUAGAAAUCUUGUGAAGUUGCUUGGGUAUUGCAUUCACGAGAAAGAAAGGAUGUUGAUCUAUGAGUACCUUCCCAACAAAAGCUUGGACUUUUUUAUCUUUGAUAGGAUUCAAAGAAUGUCAUUAGAUUGGGAUACACGCUUUCAUAUCAUAUUUGGAAUUGCUCGAGGUCUUCUUUAUCUUCAUCAAGAUUCAAGGUUAAAAAUAAUCCAUCGAGAUCUUAAAGCUAGCAAUGUCCUAUUAGAUGCUACAAUGAAUCCUAAAAUCUCAGAUUUUGGCAUGGCAAGAAUAUUUGGAGAGGAUCAAACCCAAGCAAAAACAAGACGAAUUGCGGGGACAUAUGGUUAUAUGUCUCCAGAAUAUGCAAUGGGAGGACAAUAUUCAACAAAAUCUGAUGUUUUUAGUUUUGGUAUUCUAAUGUUAGAGAUUAUUAGCGGCAAGAGAAAUACAGAUCAUGAUGAAGCAAGAGCAUUCCUAAAUUUGAUUGGACAUGUAUGGGAGCUGUGGAGGGAAGGAAAACCCUUGGAAAUAAUGGACUCAACGCUUGGUGAAUCAUAUCCUGUUGACGUGGCCUUAAGAUGUAUACAGAUUGGGCUCUUGUGUGUGCAAGAAAUUGCCUUCCAUAGGCCAUCCAUGUUGGAAGUUAUUUUCAUGCUUGGCAAUGAAGUAAGCCUUCCAUUACCUCAAAAGCCUGCAUUCCUAUUGAAUUAUUUUGUACAGCCUUCAGAGUCUUCAACAUUUGGAAAACCUUCAAUGAACAACAUCACUACUACUGCAAUUAGUGGUCGAUAAAUACGAUAAGUGAGCUUGAGUGAAAUGUAUAAUAUUGUCAUCAAUAUGUCUUCUUAGGAUCUGCUUUAUCCAACUUGAUUGUAUGUAUUAAUACAUGUACUUGUGAUGUUACUUGUGCACCUAAAAAAUGUGGCUAUAUCUAACUCACUAUAUAAAAUAUAUAUGACCCAUUUCUGGACU